AUGGCAAAAUUCUUUUCUUUGCUACUAAAAAUAUUGUAUUUUCAAUCCAAAGCUUCAGCGCUGAUAUCUGAUAAUGUCUUGAUGAAGCGACUGGCUGAGGAGAAGUUCGAUGUUGGCAUUGCUGAACCUAUUUCUAUCUGUGGUCUAGGAAUAUUCGAAGCUGUGAAAAUUCCCUCUUCCAUUGCAGCAUUUUCUGGUGUUCACGUAGAGAUCGUUUCGAAGAACAUUGGAGAGCCUAUAAAUCCAAGCUAUGUUCCUGGUGAGCGACACAAGUGA
Cooperia oncophora is the source of this 276-nucleotide messenger RNA. The record is from the annotation of a GenBank genome assembly. Lineage: Eukaryota; Metazoa; Nematoda; Chromadorea; Rhabditida; Trichostrongylidae.